Helianthus annuus (common sunflower) is the source of this 2080-nucleotide messenger RNA. RefSeq names its product UDP-glycosyltransferase 76B1. Lineage: Eukaryota; Viridiplantae; Streptophyta; Magnoliopsida; Asterales; Asteraceae. Gene Ontology annotation, molecular function: UDP-glycosyltransferase activity. The record is from RefSeq and is a predicted model, not a curated record. The transcript has 4 exons. Bases 70 to 1743 code for a protein of 557 amino acids.
AUAUUCUAAACAUUGUCCCUCAUUGAUUAGCUGAAAACAGCCUCCAACCACCUCAACACAAUACUCAAAAUGAACACCACCACUACCACCGGAAAACUUACCAACGGCCACCGGCUUGUAUUACUCCCAUUACCGUUUCAAGGCCACCUGAACCCGAUGCUUCAACUGGCAAACAUACUUCACUCCAAAGGCUUCUCAAUCACCAUCCUCCAUACUCGUUUCAACUCCCCUAAUCCCACCAACUACCCUCACUUCACUUUUCUACCCAUUCCCGACACCGCCGGUGAACCGAAUCCUUUGAUCUCUGACGUGGGAAUGGUCAUACGUUUUUUGCACUACAUCAACAUCAGUUUUGUUGAUCCCAUUCGAGGGUGUUUGGAGCGGUUGAUGUCGGAGGAUGAUGGAGUUGCUUGCUUGAUCACAGAUGCUCAGUGGUUUGGUAUACAGAGUGUUGCCGAUGAGCUGAAACUUCCGAGGAUUGUUCACCGGACUAGCAACAUCUCGUCUUUUCUUUUCUUUGCUGCAUAUUCUCGGUUAACUGACACUGGUUGUUUUGGGAGUUUCUCCGAUGAAGAAACGAAGUCAAAAUCAUUGGCCAAGGGGCUUGAGCCACUUAACCAUCAAGAUUUAUCAAAGUUCCUUACUAGCGAUCCAGAAAGUGCGUGUAAGGUGAUAGAACUCAUGGUCGAAGGAACCAAGCGAGCACGUGCAGUGAUAUGGAACACAUUCAAAGAACUAGAAGAAGGUGAACUCGAAGCUCUUAGCCAAGAUUUCCCUAACCCACAUUUUCUAAUAGGACCAUUUCACAAGUACUUCCCCGCAUCCUCAAGCAGCCUCCUAGCACAAGACCAAACAUCCAUUUCAUGGUUAGACAAACACCCACCUAAGUCCGUGUUAUAUGUAAGUUUUGGGAGUAUAGUUAAGCUUGAGAAAUCCGAGUUCCUAGAGAUCGCAUGGGGUUUGGCUAAUAGCAAGCAACCAUUUUUAUGGGUUGUUAGACCAGGGUCCAUAGGAGGAUCAGAGUGGCUCGAACCAUUACCAGAUGAGUUUUUGGAGCGAAUUGUAGAAGGUAGAGGGUAUAUUGUGAAAUGGGCUCCACAACAAGACGUAUUAGCUCAUCGUGCAACAGGUGGUUUCUGGACUCAUAACGGGUGGAAUUCAACGCUUGAAAGUAUUUGUGAAGGGGUUCCAAUGAUUUGUUCACCGGCUUUUGGUGAUCAACUACCAAAUGCAAGAUAUGUAAGUGAUGUGUGGAAGAUUGGGGUGGAGUUACAAAAUGGGUUUGAAAGAGAGGAGAUUGAAAGUGCAAUAAAGAGAGUAAUGGUCAAUGCUGAAGGGUUAGAGUUUAGGAAUAAAAUCACAAAUUUAAAAUGGAAAGUAAACCGUUGUCUAGAGAAAGGUGGCUCUUCUUAUUCAUCACUUGAGGAUUUGGAGUGUUUGGAGCGGUUGAUGUCGGAGGAUGAUGGAGUUGCAUGCUUGAUCACAGAUGCUCAGUGGUUUGGCACACAGAGUGUUGCCGUUGGGCUCAAACUUCCUAGGAUUGUUCACCGGACUAGUAGCAUCUCGUCGUUUCUUUUAUUUGCUAAGUCGCUGGCGUUACUUGACACGGGUUGUUUCUGGCAAGGAUCCGAUGAAGGUAACCCAAUGGCAAAAGGCGAGCCUAUACGCCUUCGAUCGCAGAUAGCGUUGGAUACAGUGACGGACCCAGGAAAUAUUUUCAAGAGACGCGAACGAGGGGUUUAACCAAAGUUUCAAGAAGUGCGAUCAUGUUAUUUCCCUAUAAAAUUAAUACACUAUUUUUUUUUAAAGGGGUGCGCCCGCCCACCCAGACCUCUACCUAGGCCCGCCUCUGGCUGGCUAGCCCAAGCUCACCAUAUCUAAUUCUGGGGAAAACUGGCCUGAAUUUUCACUACGGUAAAACCGGUUAUGAUAGGAAUCGAACUUAAGACCUAUGAUCACCUUUGACCCAAAUCUUCACUUCCCUGUAGCUCAUUCACUCAGUUAUGUGUUUAGAUUGGGCCAAAUAAUUUAUAAGAAUAAAAUUUAAAAAAGUAUGUGUUUAGAUUAAAAUUCCAGGAUG